Mercurialis annua (annual mercury) is the source of this 1681-nucleotide messenger RNA. Its product is annotated as putative pentatricopeptide repeat-containing protein At3g15200. Gene Ontology annotation, molecular function: protein binding. The transcript has a single exon. The coding region runs from base 149 to 1681 and encodes 510 amino acids. Lineage: Eukaryota; Viridiplantae; Streptophyta; Magnoliopsida; Malpighiales; Euphorbiaceae. The record is from RefSeq and is a predicted model, not a curated record.
CUCUGUCUUCCUCGUACUUGUGUUAUAGUUUUUGUUUUAUUUCACCGUAGAUUGCUGUUUUCCUUGGAAGUAUGAAACAAAUUUACAUAGUUACCGUUAAUUUCCUGAGCUAAUUGAAGUCACUUGAAGCUUUUAUUUUGAGUUUUUGAUGACAUUCAUUAGUUGCAUUUCACUGGGUUGUUUUAGGAGAACACUAAACAUGCCUCCCAUACCCAAGCUUCACUCUUUCGGCUCCCCGCAUAACGAAAAUCGCCUAAAGAGUUACUUAUCGAAUUUCAUGUCCCAAUGUAAAGUGUUUCACUUUGUUCAUUCCGUCGUAGAAUCCCCUUCAUUAAUUGAAAUUGAAACGCCCAGCGAACUAGCGUUUAAUGUGCAAAAUGUUCUAAAGACUUAUAGAGACAGCCCAUUAAGGAAGGUUGAACUUGCUCUCACCCGAUGUAGCCCCGUUGUCACAGAAGAUCUAAUGUUGAAUGUGCUGAAGAGGCAUCGUUAUGAUUGGAAAUCAGCUUUUACGUUCUUCAAUUGGGUUGCUAAAGGUGGUCAAAUUCAAUUGGGAUCAAAUGCUUAUAAUGAGAUUCUGGACAUUCUUGGAAAAAUGAGACGCUUUGAUGAAUUGAUCCAAGUACUUGACACGAUGUCUAAGAGUGAGGGACUUGUCAAUGAGGAAACGUAUAGAGUUCUAGUUAAUAGAUAUGCUGCUGCACAUAAGGUCGAGGAGGCAAUUGAGGUUUUCAAUAGGAGGAGCGAUUUAGGGCUUGAGAUUGACUUGGCUGCAUUCCAGAAGCUUUUAAUGUGUUUAUGUAGGUAUAAGCAUGUAGAAAUUGCAGAGACUCUGCUUUAUUCUAAGGGAAGAGAUUUUGGCUUGGAUAUAAAGACGAUGAAUAUUGUUCUGAAUGGUUGGUGUGUGCUGGAUAAUGUUCGCGAGGCGAAGAGGUUUUGGAAAGAUAUAAUUGAGUCUAAAUGCAAACCGGAUUUGUUUACUUAUGGAACUUUUAUAAAAGCAUUGACCAAGAAGGGAAAAUUAGGCACAGCCAUGAAACUUUAUCGAGCAAUGUGGGAGAAACAAUGCAAACCAGAUGUGGUGAUCUGCAAUUGUAUAAUUGAUGCAUUGUGCUUCAAGAAGAGAAUUCCUGAGGCUCUGGAAGUUUUCAGGGAAAUGAGUGAGCGCGGUUGUAUACCGAAUGUGGCCACCUAUAACUCGCUCCUCAAGCAUUUAUCUAAAAUACGGAGGAUGGAGAAGGUUUAUGAGCUUCUGGAUGAAAUGCUGGAUAAGAAGGGGAGUUGCAUGCCGGAUAAUAUAACUCUAAACUACUUGCUCAAGUCAUUGAAGAAGCCAGAGGAAGUGCCUCUGCUUUUGGAAAGGAUGGAGAGAAAUGGAUGCAAGGUCAACAGUGACACAUAUAACUUGAUCUUGAAAUUGUACGUUGAUUGGGAUUGUGAGGCAAAAGUUGAAGAUACUUGGAAUGAUAUGGAGAAAUAUGGGUUGGGACCUGAUCGGCGAUCUUAUACUAUUAUGAUCCACUGGCUCUAUAACAAGGGAAGAAUUAACGAUGCUUUGAAAUACCUUAGGGAGAUGACAACCAAGGGAAUGGUCCCAGAGCCCAGGACUGAAAUUUUAGUCAGUGUUGUGAAUAGGAAAUCGAAAGAAAAUGACGCUAGCAAAGGGGAAAAGGUGCAAUAA